Danio rerio (zebrafish) is the source of this 1790-nucleotide messenger RNA. It is a transcript of the gene ralgps2, whose product is annotated as Ral GEF with PH domain and SH3 binding motif 2. Gene Ontology annotation, biological process: small GTPase-mediated signal transduction. Gene Ontology annotation, molecular function: guanyl-nucleotide exchange factor activity. NCBI's taxonomy places the organism in Eukaryota, Metazoa, Chordata, Actinopteri, Cypriniformes, Danionidae. Gene Ontology annotation, cellular component: cytoplasm; plasma membrane. The record is from RefSeq and is marked validated.
AUUACAGGCGCGCAGCUGUUGUUGUUGUUUUGCAUUGUUUAUAUUAGUUUGCUGGGAGCAUCGCGUGGACCUUAGAGUAACGAUCGCAGCAUCUCUGCACCGGAGUGGAGCCCAGAUCGCGAAGCGUUUCAGGUUUUGUAGAGCACUGGAUUCAGACUGAAUACAGGACGAGGACGCAGCAGAGCCGUCACCAUGAGCAUUUGACAAAUACCUGGAGGCCACACAGGCGAGCAGAUGAGGAUGAGGAUGGUGAAUGAGCUCUGAUGGUUUGCUAAAUAUGGACGUCCCCAAUGGCCAGCCCAGCGUCUCCACCCUCACGGCUCCGGCCUCAGAGAGGAGCAGCAGCUCUGAGUCUCUCAGUGAGAAGGGAACAUCGGAGCUCAAGAGUUUUGACGCUGUGGUUUUCGACGUGCUGAAGGUCACGCCAGAGGAAUAUGCAGGGCAGAUCACUCUUAUGGAUGCUCCAGUGUUCAGAGCCAUCCAACCUGAGGAGCUCUCUAGUUGUGGCUGGAACAAGAAGGAGAAGCACAGUUCAGCACCGAACGCAGUGGCCUUCACACGACGCUUCAACCAGGUGAGUUUCUGGGUGGUGAGGGAGAUUCUUCAUGCUCAGACUCUAAAGAUCAGAGCAGAAGUGUUGAGCCUCUAUAUCAGAACAGCAAAGAAACUGUGUGACAUGAACAGUCUCCACGCAGUGAUGGCAGUGGUAUCUGCUCUACAGAGCGCCCCAAUCUUCAGACUCACAAAGACAUGGGCUCUUUUAAGUCGGAAGGACAAGGCCACGUUUGAGCGGUUGGAGUAUCUGAUGUCUAAAGAGGACAACUACAAACGUUUGAGGGAUUACAUCAGCAGCCAGAGCAUGACAUCCUGCAUCCCGUAUCUGGGAAUCUAUUUGUCUGAUCUGACGUACAUUGAUUCGGCGUAUCCCUCCACUGGAAGCAUCCUUGAAAACGAACAGCGCUCCAACCUCAUGAACAACAUUCUGAGAAUCAUCUCAGACCUGCAGAGAUCCUGUGAAUAUGAAAUCCCAGUAUUGCCGCACGUUCAGAAGUAUCUCAACUCUGUGCGCUACAUUGAGGAGCUACAGAAGUUUGUGGAGGACGACAAUUAUAAGUUGUCCCUAAAGAUUGAGCCACCAGCUACCAGCACGCCUCGCACCACUGCCUCUAGAGAAGACCUCACAGGUCCAGACAUAUCUGCAUCACCAUUAUGUGGUCGUCAUGGUAAUGUUGCUGAAGGAGCCUUGCCUAAAGUCCCCCCAACACCACCCUCACCCCGAAACCUCAUCACAUACGGACACAGGAAGUGCCACAGCCUCGGAUAUAAUUUUAUCCACAAAACAAACACGGUGGAGUUUAAAAGCGCCACGUUCCCCAAUGCCGGGUCUCGACACCUGCUGGACGACAGUGUUCUGGAGAGCCACACACCGACACGAGGACAUGCGGAGAGCUCAACGCUGUCCAGCGGGAUCUCAUUAGGGAGCAGCGAAGGAUCGGAGCUCAGCGAGGAAAUGUCAUGGCCUGCUUUUGAAAGGACUCGAUUCUACCACUCUCUGGGUCCCGUCACCAGAGUGGGCCGCAUGUCCUGCAGAGGAUCGCUCAGGCCCAGCAGCUCUGCAGAGUCGGAGGAGCUGGCGGUUCAUCUGUACCCAGGAGCCGUCACCGUUCAGGGCGUCUUACGCAGAAAAACAGUCCUAAAGGAGGGCAAGAAACCCACGGUGGCAGCCUGGACUAAGUAUUGGGUGGCUCUUUGUGGUACUCAGCUUUAUUAUUAUACUGCCAAGUCCCUCA